AUGCUGCAGAGCUUUCAGAUCCUCCAACUCGUAUUGCAACUCGCAGUUCUCGUACUGGUGAUCGCUGCUGUGUAUCUGCAGUCAUGGGCACUCACGUUUGCACCUGACGGCUAUUGCUUACGACUCACCAACGGCAGCUCCGAAUGUCAGUCGUUCCUGCACGCCAUUCUCGAGAACUCUCGACAACCUGAUGACUGGCCGAGUGAAGGCCCCGACGCUCUCGCAAUGGCCCCGUCGCAUCUAGAAAGCGGCAAUACAAACAACCAGGACUUCCUGAUCGCUGAGGCUCUGUCCUGUUGGUGUCACACACGUGGUGAACUCAGCUGGUACAUGCAGGGCGCACAAAAUGUGGCAUGUCUCGUUGUACUGGAGACCGUCAAGUAUACCAUGGCGCUGUGGGGAUUCUUUACGACGGUGAGUAUCGGACUGUCGUCGGUGUUCUACUCACGCAACGUCACAGCUUGUCACCCCUUGUCCAGCUUUACAAGUGCCCUGCUUGGGCUCUUGGUGACAGUGGCUUGGUGGUACUACAGCCACACAUACAUCGAUCGAGACUACCUGAACGAGCUUGCACUAAGCUGGCAACACGGUGGGUCCUACCACUGCGCAAUCGUAGCGUUUGCGCUAGCAACUGCUAAUGCGCAGAUCGCCUUCGACUCGACGGGUCCUGUUGGGGUUCCAAAGUACACUCGGCGUUUCAUCCGACCAAUGUCAAGAACUGAGCAACCCGAUGACUGGGAUCCCCUCUCCUGCCCAGCCAACUAUCUCGUGUAA
Messenger RNA from Phytophthora infestans T30-4, 774 nucleotides. RefSeq lists its product as uncharacterized. NCBI's taxonomy places the organism in Eukaryota, Oomycota, Peronosporomycetes, Peronosporales, Peronosporaceae. The coding region runs from base 1 to 774 and encodes 257 amino acids. The transcript is spliced from 2 exons. The record is from RefSeq and is a predicted model, not a curated record.